GUAGAAGGGGAUAGAGUGUAGAAUAGAUAGAUUAUAGAUAGAAGAUAGAGAGAAAGAGAAGAAGUUGAGGCGGCGGGUGUGGAGAGGAUUGAGGAGUGUUGUUAUUAUUUAUUAAUUUAUUUAUAAUCAUUCACAAUAGAGUUUGUUUGAGUGAAUGAAAUGAAAUCAAUGGCGUCUCAAUCCAGCAACAUAUGGGUAUUGUUGGGUCUCGGUUUAGCCGGAAUAUAUGUUUUAACAAGAAAGCUUAAACAAACCGUCAAACUGGAUUUCGGUGCUUUCAUUCAAAAGCUUCAGUUGCUUCCUCCUCCACCACCUGCUCCUCCCAAAGCUCCUCACCCACUCACCGCUCUCACUUUCGCCAUUUCCGACCUAUUUGACAUAGAAGGACAUGUGUCGUCGUUUGGACAUCCAGAAUGGGCAAGGACUCACGAAGCUGCUUCUUCUACAUCUCCUUCUGUUUCUACUCUUGUUGAAGCCGGUGCAACAUGCCUUGGUACUACCGUUCUUGACGAAUUCGCUUACGGUAUCAGUGGCGAAAAUAAGCAUUUCGGAGCGCCUACCAAUCCCGCUGUCCCUGCUCGAGUACCGGGUGGUUCCUCUAGUGGUGCUGCUGUCUCUGUUGCCGCCAAUUUCGUUGAUUUUUCAUUGGGCGUCGAUACUUCUGGAGGGGUGAGAGUACCUGCUGGAUUCUGUGGGAUUCUUGGAUUUCGACCUUCACAUGGAGCUGUUUCUCACGUGGGAAUCAUACCUGUUUCAACAAGUCUGGACACUGUUGGUUGGUUUGCAAAGGAUCCUGAUGUAUUGCGUCGAGUUGGGCUUAUACUUUUGCAAGCACCAUUUGGAAUGCAACGCAGUCCUCGACAAAUAAUUAUAGCCGAUGACUGUUUUCAACACCUAAAUGUUCCUCUUGACAGGAGUUCUCAAGUGGUGAUCAAAGCCACUGAGAAGGUUUUCGGAAAGCAAGUAUUGAAGCAUAUAAAUCUUGAGGAUUAUAUAAGUUCUAAAGUUCCCAGCUUGAAGGCAUAUAGCCAGAAAUCAAAUGGUCAACUGAAAUCUUCUUCGUUAAAAUUACUUGCCAGUAUUAUGCAACUUCUACAAAGACAUGAAUUUGGACAAAUACAUGAUGAGUGGAUGAGCAUAGUAAAACCCGAACUUCAUCCAGCUGUUUCAGCACAAUUGCAUGAAAAAUUUGAGGUUUCUGAUGUAGAGAUUGAAAACUCUAAAUCUGUUAGAAGUGAGUUGCGUGUUGCUGUAAAUUCACUUUUGAAGGACGAAGGAAUUCUGGUGAUCCCUACUGUAGCUGAUCCUCCUCCAAAAUUAGGUGGAAAGGAGUUCCUAUCUCAAGAUUAUCAGAGCCGUGCAUUGAGCCUGCUAAGUAUUGCUAGCAUAUCAGGUUGCUGUCAGGUCACAAUACCAUUGGGAUUUUAUGACAAGUAUCCUAUUUCAGUGUCUUUGAUAGCCCGGCAUGGUGGUGACCGCUUUUUGCUGGACACACUAAAGACUAUGUAUACAAUUCUCCAAGAGCAGGCUGAUAUUGCUGCCACAAGUAAAUCAUCAAAAAAUGUUGUCAGCAAGGAACAAUCUGCUGAGAUUGCCAAAGAGAAGGGAAAUCAAGCCUACAAAGAUAAGCAGUGGCAGAAAGCCAUUGGUUUUUAUACCGAAGCUAUUAAACUCUGUGGUGAUAAUGCAACAUACUACAGUAACAGGGCUCAAGCGUAUCUAGAACUUGGCAGUUAUCUCCAAGCUGAGGCAGAUUGUACAAAAGCAAUAAGUCUUGACAAAAAGAAUGUGAAAGCCUACUUUCGUAGAGGCACAGCUAGAGAGAUGCUUGGCUACUACAAAGAAGCAAUUGAUGAUUUUAAAUACGCCCUUGUACUUGAGCCAACCAACAAAAGGGCUGCUUCAGCUGCUGAAAGGUUGAGGAAGUUAUUUCUGUAGGCACAUAAUUGGGAAUACAAGUUUUGAGAGCUGAAUAAUUGGUCUUUGUUGGGGGACACAAGCUGAUGCAUGGUGCUGGUAUUCAUGCCUUGAGAUAAUUGACGAGUUUCUUGUUACAAUUAUCAUACAGGAGGAAUCUGAUUUGUGGUUUCUGCAAAGAUAUGAAAUUGAUUCUUUAGUCAUUCGGGGCUCGGUAAUUGAUACCUGGAAACCAGAAUGUAUCCCAAUUUUGCUUGAGGUAAAUAUUUAUUAGGAUUGUAAUGUCAGAGUGAGGUGAAUGCUCUUUGACAAUAUAGCUCAGGAUUCGGCUUUGCAUUUUAUUGUACUUCACGGGAUUUUAAUCUUUGCUCAAGUACGUUCAUUUGUUAGUGCUUAGUUAUUAGUUAUAUGUUACCGACUUUAAGAGACAAGUUGUACGCAUAAUUUGUUUACUGGUACUUUGCAGUAGGAAAAAGGUAUAACCACAAUCGCAUGCCAAUAGUAAGUUAUGUUAACGGCUAGAAA
Messenger RNA from Cicer arietinum (chickpea), 2442 nucleotides. Lineage: Eukaryota; Viridiplantae; Streptophyta; Magnoliopsida; Fabales; Fabaceae. The record is from RefSeq and is a predicted model, not a curated record.